AGUCUCUUGACACCUUGAGGGAAGGCUGGGAGGCGUAACCAUUGCCAGCAAGAGAGGAGAGCGGGAGGGAAAGGAGAAGGAAGCCAAUAACAGAGAGGUCUAGCAAGGUGGUGGAGGGGGAGGGAUGGGGCCACUCCUCCGUCCGUGGGGCUGCAUAUUAUUUUGCAUGGAUUGUUGAAGAGAAAAGAGAUCUGCGUUUGUGAAGAGACCAAAAAAUAAACAGCUCGUUGCUUGGGUAGUGCCACGCCUGAGCUGACCGCGGGGAGAGAGCCUGCAAGCGCUGGGAGAACAAGCGGAAUAUGAGUGAGAGCAGGCACUUCCCAUUGUCUGUGGCAUCCUCCAGCGAGCUGCAUUCCUCGGGCUCACAGCCUGCUGUGCAAGCCUGCAGCGAUGGGGACGAACAGCUUGGCCAGCCCUUGGAGCCUGCCAGCAGGAAGGCCAGCCCCCCGGAUGAUGCCGAGCCCGGCCAAGGAGCAGAUGGGGUGCGCCGGGGCUGUGGGGACAAACAUCUGGCAGCCUCUGUGGGCGCCAAGAAGGGAUCAGAGGCAUACACCCCGAGUGAUAGCGAAGGUUGUGUGGGGCCAGCGCUGGACAACGGCGUGGAUGCGGAGCUCAGUGCGGGUGGGGAGGCGGUGAGGCUGCAGCAGCAGGACAGCAGCGUGCCCAGCCCCAGCAGCGUGGAUUCCAGGGAGAGAGGAUCCCUGGCUCCAGAGGCACGGAUCCAGGCCCUUGGCAAGUUGCACUUGCAUGGCUUCCUGGGCUCCUCAGAAAUGCUGAGCAGCAAUGAGACGGAGGAUCAGCUUGGAUUUGCUGCUGGAAAUGCCAAGCUGAGCUGUAGUGAGGACGACAAGGAACAUUUUCAAUUCAAAGACAUCAGGGAUGGAUUCAGCUCAACCUUUGAGAAGAUUGUUGAGUCUGACCUAAUGAAGGGCACAUACUACAGCAGCUUGGACUCUCUGGAUGUCCUUUCUCUCACAGACGAGACAGACAGCUGCGUCAGUUUUGAGGCCCCACUCACACCAUUGAUCCAGCAACGAGUCAAGGAAAGCCCAGAGCUCUUGGAGCAGAAACUGGUGGCCCAGCAGAGAGAAGCCCUUCACCACAUGGCUGCUGAUAAGCAAGAGCAGGCAGCAGUAAAGCCAGUGGAGGGGGAUUUUGGGAGCCCUCUCAGGCACUCAAUUACUAGCAGCAGGUCAGAGAAUGUGCUGAGCCGUUUGUCUUUGAAGAAUAUCCCAAAUGGGUUCCAUGUGGAACGUUCAGAGGAAGAAGCAACCAAGAUCAUUAACUCCAUCAGCGAUGCCAGCUUGAAAGAUGCCCUGUCAGACUCUGACUCCGACAUGGGCAGCACGGAGCAGCUUGACCAGGGAAGCACAGACACCUUGGCAAAUGGCUGCAGGGCAGACAGUGAGGCUGCAAAGAGGCUGGCCAAGCGCCUCUACAACCUCGAAGGGUUCAAGCGCUGUGAUGUGGCACGCCAGCUUGGGAAGAAUAACGAAUUUAGCAAGUUGGUAGCAGAGGAGUAUCUCAGCUUCUUUGACUUCACUGGCCUGACCCUUGACAAAGCACUCAGGACAUUCUUGAAAGCAUUCCCACUGAUGGGAGAGACGCAGGAGCGGGAGCGGGUGCUGAUUCACUUCUCCCGGCGAUACUGCCAGUGCAACCCAGAGGAGAGCACUUCCGAAGAUGGGAUUCAUACACUCACCUGUGCCCUGAUGCUGCUAAACACAGAUCUUCAUGGCCAUGUGAAUAUUGGCAAAAAGAUGUCAUGUCAACAGUUCAUAGCAAACCUGGAUGGGCUGAAUGAUGGGAAGGACUUUGCAAAGGAUUUGCUGAAGACACUGUAUAACUCCAUCAAGAAUGAGAAGCUGGAAUGGGCCAUUGAUGAGGACGAGUUGAGGAAAUCACUCUCGGAGCUGGUAGACGACAAAUUUGGAGCCAGUGCAAAGAAAGUGACAAGGAUUGUUGACAGCAGCAACCCCUUCCUGGACAUCCCCCAAGCGCUGAAUGCAGUCACCUACAAGCACGGUGUCCUCACGCGCAAAACCCAUGCAGACAUGGAUGGGAAGAGAACUCCCAGAGGAAGAAGAGGUUGGAAGAAAUUUUAUGCUGUGCUUAAAGGGACCAUCCUUUAUUUACAAAAGCUGAGGGAAGCUGCAGUGUACAGGAGAGCCCAGAUCUUCUCUAGCACUCUAAGCAUGGCCAUCGCGAAGUCACUGGUCACUGACACUUUUUACAUCCCAGCUUCUUUUCUCAACACAAGUCUCCAUCUGGAGCCCAAUGAAGAGGUCCCCGUGCUGACCAUGGAUAAUGCAUGAAGAUUUAACUAGCACCUUUUUUUUUUGUCAGUUCUUUCUGUAGGAAAAAAAAAAGUAAAUUCAUCAAAAUCACAGGAAGCAGUUAGAUUUAAAUGAGUUUUUCACCAAGCACUUUUAGGUCUAGGUCUGUUGAGGGGGGUAUAUAUUUGGAAUGAAAUACACAUUCGGGAUAGAAUUUUCUUGCCAUGCUGGACCAAAAUCCAGUUUACUGAAGGUUUUCCUGACUGCUUUGACAGUAUUAGAAGGAGCAGUGAGACCAAGACAGAGUUUCAUUGCUGCUGAAGAGGGUGGAGGGGUUGGUUUUUGGCCUUGUUAUACAAGGCCAGCAACAGUGUCUGUCCUGGCUGUUUUAUUAACAUAGGUUGUUAUGCUAGUACUAGUUUAGAAUUUAAAAACAGAGUGAGGAUGAGAUUGACAGAGACACAUAGCUGUUAGAAGAUCAGUGUUCUUAUCUAGAUGACCUUUAGGAGAAAAUGUUUAAAAGACUGAGUGGUUUCUUUACCAGGAAGGACUAAAGAAACAACACACCUAAGAUCUAACUAUGUUAUAAAGGUGUCUGAAAAAUAACAGCCAUUACUGAUGUGUCAGUCAUGCAGGAGGUACGAGAGUUGCUGAGGGUGCCUCAAGGAAAUAGGAACAUAAGAACAUAAGUGCAUUAAGAACAACAAAAAAUAACCUGAGAAGCAUUUGGGCCAAAGAUUUGGGUAAAGAGUGGUUUCUUAGUUAUGAGUCACUGACAGACUGUAUAUGGUCCUUCUCAAAGUAAUCCUUGGGCUGGAUUUGGCUGUAGACAAAAUAUUGAUUGGGCUUUGCAGAGACAGGACAAAUGGCUGAGGUCACAAAAAACAAAAAAAAAAGAAAAGAAAAAAAAAAAGACUGCCACUUCCAAGUAUUCCCAGCAUCACAACAGAGAGUGGGUAACCUCCAGCACAGCCUUAUUCUUAGCGCAAUUUCUUGCCUAUGGGUUUGUUUGCAGAGCUAAAAAGUUGCACAGUACAGGAAGGAAGCCAUGUGCUAGGCUCCCAAGCUCUCAGCGGAAGAUGCCUGCACAUAAAUAUAAGAUAGAACCUGGCUUGAGCACAAGUCACUGGGAAGAGAUUUUUGUACAUGAAGAUAGAGGAGAAAGUACCUGCUUCCAGACACACCUGACACAAUGGAGUACAGGUCCAGCCUCAUCCAUUUUUUCGCUCAGAUAACACCAAGGAUCUAGUCUUUAACAGGAAACUCUCAGAAGUUAAUGCAGAUAAGUCCAGGGGAGCAAGUUGACUGGAAGUGAGAGACAGAGAAACAGGGGGAGGGAGAGAAGGAGGGGGGGGGGAGGGAGGGUCUGGGGAGACAGAUGUAUAGAAAGAAGGAAUGGUCAGAUGCAAAGAGAGGUAAGAAUAGGAUAAGACAGGCAGAAAAAUGGGUGGGUAUGUGGUUGGCUGGCUGGACGAGAAGAAAGCAGUCUGAUAGAAGCAAUUCAGGCAGCAUCCAUAAACUCACUGAUGUAAAGAAGUCACAUAUCAUUGACUCGCCAGUGUUAAUUUCUGGAUUAGCAUGUUCUAGCACAGUCUGCUGAAGCAAUUGCUUGAUCCCCUAAAGGGAUGCAGCACAGUCUUGACGAAGAAAUGCAUGCUUGGGAGCAGGGCGCACCUCUCCUGCACUCUAAUCCACACUGAUCACUGAUUCACUCCAUGGCCUUUGGCAACUUACUUCACCUCUGUGAAAUGGGGAUAAUAACCCUUAAUCAUCACACAUAGAGGGGUGUUGAGAGGAAUGAUGGAGGGCUAUAAAGCAUGAGAUGCUUUUGUAUGGAAGUACUGGAAAGGGUGCAGGUCUCAGCAUUUCCCCCAAGGCUGCCCUUCCAGCCCCCACCCAUGGAAGAGUUCCCAGCGCUGCCCUGAGCCAGGGACAUGUCCUGUGAAGGCAGGCCUUUACCAUGGUAGUGCUACUUGGAGUGCCACCUUAAUGGCCAGACUGAAGAGGGGCAGUGGUUUGUUUUCCUCAUUGAAUAUUUUUUAGGCUAGUGGGUAUGAGCUGAAGAAAAAGAGGAAAAACCCCUCGCAAGCUGCAGCAUGACAAAUCUCUGUAGUUCCAUACCCGCGUUCAUAGAAUCAUAGAAUCAUUUAGAUUGGAAAAGACCUCUAAAAAAUCUAAAUAAAUAAAUCUAAAAAAUCUAAAAGAUCGUCAAGUCCAAACACUGCCAAGUCUACCACUAAACCAUGUCCCUAAGUACCACAUCUGCAUGUCUUUGGAAUGCCUCCAGGGAUGGUGACUCAACUACUUCCCUGGGCGGCCUGUUCCACAACCCUUUCCGUGAAAAUAAUUUUCCUAAUAUCCAACCUAAACCUCCUCUGGCCAACUUGAGGCCAUUUCCUCUUUCCUGUCACUUAUUGCUUGGGAGAAGAGACUGACCCCUCACCCUGCUACAACCUCCUUUGAAGUAGCUGUAGAGAGUGAUAAGGUCUCCCCUAAGCCUCCUUUUCUCUAGGAUAAACAACCCUCUUUUUGGACACACUCCAGCACCUCAAUGUCCUCCUUGUAGUGAGGGGCCCAAAACUGAACACAGUAUUUGAGGUUGGGCAUCACGAGAGCUGAGCACAGAGUCAUUUCCUUAGUCCUGCUGGCCACACUAUUUCUGACACAAGCCAGGAUGCUGUUUGCCUUCUUGGCUGCCCAAGUAUACUUCUGGCUCACAUUCAGCCAGCUAUCGACCAAUAUUCCCAGGUCCCUUUCUGCUGGGCAGCUUUCCAGCCACUCUUCCCUCAGCCUGUAGUGUUGCCUGGGGUGGUUUUGCCCCAAGUGCAGGACCCAGCACUUGGCCUUGUUGAACUUCAUACAGUUGGCCUCAAUGCAUCAGUCCAGCCUAUGCAGCCUAUCCCUUUGCAGAGCCUUCCUACCCUCAAGCAGAUCAACAUUACCUCCCAAUUUGGUGUCAUCUGCAAACCUACUGAGGGUGCACUCAAACCCCUUGCCAUUGAUAAAGAUAAUGAAGAGAAGUGUCCCCAAUACUGAGCCCUGCAGGACACCUCUACUGACCAGCCUCCAUCUGGAUUUAACUACAUUCAACACAACUCCUUGGGGCCGGUCACCUGGCCAUUUUUUCACCCAGUGAAGGGUACACCUGUCCAAGCCAUGAGCAGCCAGUUUCUCCAGAAGAGUGCUGUGAAGAAUAUUAGUUUCAUUGCUGUCCAGAGGAGAGGGCAGCAGAAUCAAUGUGCUGGACUCUCACCCCAUACAGGUGUCAUACAAAAGCAGGCACAACAGAGAGAGAUUUUUUCUUGAAAAAAAAAGAAAAGAAAACAAAAACAAACAAACAAAACAAACAAACAAAAAAACUUUGAGCUGGAGAGCUCAUAUUAGUUGUGGCUACUCCACCCCCUGCACAUUGGAGUGGACAGUAGAGGAGAGCUGCCUCAGAAGACUGAACCAAAGACAUCAUGGAGCACUGUCAUGGCAGAAAGGAAGCCCAGUCAAGGGGGUGGUGGUACAUGUUUAAGCAGAUCCUUUGCUUAGGCAGAAGAGACAGAUGAAUGGGGACUCUGUCAUCAAUAUUAAAUCAAAAGUAAAUUAAAUGAAUUUGGAGGGAUUCCAAAACACAGCAUCCACACGUGGCCUCAGUUCCUGCAGAAAACAUCCCCAAAACAUACCCUUUAAAUUGCUGACACCCUUCAACCAGAGAAGAAAGGAAAAAAUAAACAUCAUCAUCAUUCAAAGGCUGGGGGCUUUGGGUAACUGAAACAGCGUAGCACAUCAUACCUUGCCCAUUUCCCAGUGACAACUGUUAAUGUGAACAAUGUAGGACACAAAAGGCAAAAAUUCAACAACCCUGUGAUACCAAAUUUGCCAGCAAAUAUAAGGCAGAGUAACACUACAACUGGAAAAAGGUGAGAUUAAUAUUAGCAUAUGAUAGCAUGGAGAGAACAUUGCCUGCAUUUCCUCUAGAUAUGGCAGGACACUACUUAUGUUUUAGUAUAAAUCAUUUUUCUUUGAGAUUUAAGACAGAAUCCCUUCACUGAAAGCAUCCAUGUUACACGUCUUUGGACAUGUUUCUUCCCCAGCAGCUUAAGCACUUGCUUAAACUUCCACCAAAGCUCAGAAAGGUAUUGAGGCAAAACAUAGAGAAGAUGCUGUAGGCUCUGAAGCAAAGCUGGCAUGCUUUGCUGAAAAGCAAGGAAUUAUUCUCCAGGGGAAGGCUACACACUGGUGUAAGUGCUGGGCACCAUGAAGACUCCCAUUCCAUGUGUGUGGCAUCGUAGAAUCAUUAAGGUUGGAAAAGACCUCCAAGACUGUCUGGUCCAACCGUCCCCCUACCACCAAUAUCAUCCACUAAACCAUGUGCCUAAGCACCAUGAUACAGCAUCAUGUAACUUUAGAGCCAUUUGUGAAGGCUUCACGCAAAGAUUUCCGUGCCUCACCAGCAGUACGUAUAAUCAUAGAAUAGUAGAAUGGUUUGGGUUGGAAGUCAUAGAAUCGUAGAA
Molecule: messenger RNA, 6778 nt
Organism: Cygnus olor (mute swan)
Lineage: Eukaryota; Metazoa; Chordata; Aves; Anseriformes; Anatidae
Gene: PSD2
Product: pleckstrin and Sec7 domain containing 2
Exons: 12
Coding region: 300-2315 (671 amino acids)
Biological process (GO): regulation of ARF protein signal transduction
Molecular function (GO): protein binding; phospholipid binding; guanyl-nucleotide exchange factor activity
Source: RefSeq, a predicted model, not a curated record